AUGCCCCCUUCUAUGAUAUCGACCUCUAUCUCUACCCAGGAAGACAUGGAAGCUUUACCAAUCAUCGACUACCGCCUCAUCAACCUGGACACAGGCUACUAUCGUCGCCAGAUGGAACACUUCGAGUACUACUGGGGUAUGGAGAAAGGGACACUUGAUCUCUCGACACCGCUGAACCAUAUACAACUUCGCAGCGACAUGGCCGAGCGUAUGGACAACUCCGAGUGGGCUAUCCUUCUUACCAAGAAGACACUUGACACUAUCAAGGCCUUGACCGAGUUCAAUACGACCGCAGGCAUGAACAAAAGGAAGCACUUCACCGCAGAACUUCCAGAACAAGAGUACGAAUAUGAAUUCCUGCCGCUAUCCAUCACCAGGCGAGACCGACCGUCGAUGUACCUCAAGCGAGGCUUGACGGUCAGGACGAUCAAGAAGGCGUAUUCCAAGAUGCCGCGUAUCAGGUCUCGCGCACAUCCCCUCUUCGUGAUCUUCCACGCAUAUCAUCAAAUCCUGUCUGGUUAUUCGCUCUCGGGCGCGAAAGCGGAGCGACUUAUCCACCUUACGAGUGCCGUGAUAUGCCCAUGGAACAAGUCACCACCUGUCGAGUUCACCGUGGGGCCCGAUGUCUGGCAGAAACACCGACAUCCUUCUAGCGAUGACGGUUCCGUUGCGCGUGCCCAGCUGAAGACCUGCAAUCCUUCGCGCGGGCAGAGGCCGGAGCGCGCCGCACGCAAGUCUACUCGCGCCCCUUCUCCCCAGCUCAAGCAUCACCAGGACAGGCCCUCCAUCUAUGACCAUGCACAGCGACGGCCAUCUCCUCCCAAAUCAGCCGUUCUUCCUCGAAGUGCCCGAGCUUCCGAGUCCGGGUCCUCUGACAGCGUCGUCGAUGUCAAGUUCUCGCCGACCGACCUCCGAGACUGGCUGGAAUCUAUCAGCCCUGAGCCGAAGUCCAAGUCGAAGAACGCUUACCCCCCUUCACCAAAAUGCGACGCCGUUCUUGCGCGGUAUCGCAAGGAGUCGGCUCGCGAGCCUCGAAAUGCACUCCGCGUCACCCUGAUGCUCACGACCAGCGGAUUGGUGGGUGGGGGCAACUCCGAGACAAGUCGCUCCAUCUAUUGUAGCAACGACUGGACGAUGAAUAUCUAUGACAAGUGCCUAUGGUCGUCGAAUCCUCCCGAGGGAGCCCAAUUCGACUACAUCGACCUCAUCCCAUAA
Schizophyllum commune H4-8 is the source of this 1215-nucleotide messenger RNA. RefSeq lists its product as uncharacterized. NCBI's taxonomy places the organism in Eukaryota, Fungi, Basidiomycota, Agaricomycetes, Agaricales, Schizophyllaceae. The coding region runs from base 1 to 1215 and encodes 404 amino acids. The record is from RefSeq and is a predicted model, not a curated record. The transcript has 4 exons.